Porites lobata is the source of this 12492-nucleotide messenger RNA. The record is from the annotation of a GenBank genome assembly. Lineage: Eukaryota; Metazoa; Cnidaria; Anthozoa; Scleractinia; Poritidae.
AUGAGAGAGGAGACUGGUAAUGAUCUACGUCACUAUAAUAUCAUGAACCAAAGCGAGGCUCGGAAUUGAUCUUACCCGGAAUCGCAAAUCAUCUUCGUUCUCGUGAGGUGUCGAAUCUGUGUUCUCUCUUCGUGUGUGCAAGUGUUUAACAGUUAAAAUGUCAGACUACUACGACAUUUUGGAGGUUCCAAGAAGUGCAACCGAUCAAGACAUCAAGAAAGCGUAAGUCUUUUUGCUAGUUUGAAUAUCUUCUGAAUCAUUUGCUGUUAUUAAUUCUUCACUUCAUGACUAGGCAAACCCAUAGUUCCCCCUUUGUAACAGUAUGCAGGUAUAUUUAGAGUUUGAGAUGCUUCCACAAAUCUUACUUGUAAGCUAGAAAGAACAUAUGUACAGACGUUCAUCGUCUUUUCUGCAUAAGGUUGCUGUAAGCUUUUAAGCAUGUAUUGAAAAUUUACAUAAGACUUAAGUGUGGUGUAUACGUUGCACAUUUCAGGAUUUAUACUUCUAUUGUAAUUAAGUUAUCUUUUAAUACUUUAAACUAAGCUUAAUGCUUCGAAUCACAUGCAAAGUUUGUUUGACGUUUUUAUAAGGUUUUAUCCCAUGCAUUAUCCUUUGUCCAUAUAGAUAAAACUAAAGGCACUGUGUGUUGGUAUAAUAUUGUUAUUCUUCAUUUGUAAAAAUGAGACGACUCGAACAUGACUUGGCUAAUGAAGUGUGUAAGUUCUGUACGAACGUCAUUAUUUUGUUUAUUCAGAAAGGAAAAGGGAAACCACAUUUAUAAAGUUUCUAAAGUGAGAUUGUUGGAAAUAGAAUUUUGAGGUUAUCUUGUGUACACAUGCAGACUCAGUGUUUUUCUCUUUUUGACAGAUCUGUUUGUUUAUUUGUGUAUGUCAUUUAGUAUAGUUUCCUGAAAUAUUAAGACGGAAUCCACCAGGACAUUGACUAAUUUUGAUUUUAAGCGGACAAAAAUCUUGUCCCAGAAUAAUUUAAAGCAUAUUGCAUUCUUUUUUAUAAGGGCUAAAGAUGUAAUAAAUCAUCUAUAGCAACACCAAAAAAAAAUUUCUUCAAAGUAUACCGUAAAAAGUCAAAAAAAUAAAAUAUAAGCCAAAUAUAAGCCCCCCAAACUUGUAACACAAAAAACCAUCCGUGAAAUCGCCUUUCUGAAUAUAAGUCCCCCCGGGGGCUUGUACUUGGAAAUUGCCCUAAAAUGCAAAGAAAGACAUAGCAAAAACGGUAAAUUUCCUUCCAACUAUAAGCUAACCCAAUCGAUUUUGAAACGCAAAUUUCCCUCCGUACAUAAGCCCCUCCAAAAAUAAGUCCCUGAAAAAGGGUUUUUGAAAAUAUAAGCCCCAGGGCUCAUUUUCAAAAUUUUACUGUAUGUUAAGCAAACCCAUUCUGUAUUGUCUACAAUUAUCAAUAGUUUUACCAGUUAUGCACACAUCAAGUAGAUUUUUUGUGCACUUGCAUGUAGUGUAUUUUGCUAGCAUCAUAUUUUGUAAUUGAUGUUAUACUACUACAUGAGAAAUUUCUGCAAUUUGAUGGGCUUAGAGCAGUGGUAUUUCAGCUUAAUGUGAAAUACCUACAUGUGAAAAUUACAAACCUUUUACGGGUAGUAGUAUAAACAAAUAAUAGCAUGAUUUGUAUGUGAUAUUUUGCAUAAAUACCACUAGUGAUAUUUCAAAAUUGUCUCAAAUUUCUCUCGCCUAACGUCUUGUGAAAUUCCGUAUAACAAUUUUGAAAUAUCACUCGUGGUAUUUAUGCCAAAUAUCACUACAAAUCAUGCUAUUACCUAUACAUAUACCACAACUGAUCACAGCAAGUACAUAAUAUAUUUAGAGCCACACUUAAUGCUAUUAUGGAAAUGCUGAAUCACAUCUGUUAUUUCAUGUAUCUCAUCUACCACAGCAGUAGAUUAAUGUCACUUUUACCUAGUCACACAACAGUAGAUGAACAUGAAGUAUUUUUUCCUACAGGUUGGGUUCUACCACAAUAUAGAUGAAAGUUUUUUAUUCCAGACAAAUGUGGUGUACUGUACAUAAUCAGAGCAUAUUAUAAACCUCAAUGCUUUUCCAUUUUCUUUUUGGAAGGUUUUGAUAAUAAGCUUUAUUCUCCUAGUACAUAUCUCAAUGGUUCUCUGUCAUGGCAGGAGCCUCCAAAUUUACAAAGUAACCUUUGACUUACUUCUUGAACAUUCUUAUGCUUCUUAACUUUAUUUCUGCUCGUACAUCUUCCAUGCAUGCAGUGUUUACUUCCUGCGGGUUGACCACAUAUGUUCUAUGGUUUCGCAUCAUGAACUCAUCGAUUAUGCAGCCAAUGCUUGGCGUACUUGUUUACAAUACUUGUUUCCUUCAAGAAGUGCUCGUUUAACAGUAUUGCUCAUUAUAGUUUAACAAGUAAAACUCAUUCUCAUCAACCCUUUAAACAUCAGCAUGAGAGUACUCAUUUUGAGGUCACUUUCCAGUUAGCUUGAAGUUAUUUACAGCUGUAGCUGGCCCCAGUUAUUCAAAUGUUGGAUAGCACUAUCCAGCGGAUAAGGGGAAACCGAUUGUGUUAUCGAGCGCAUAGAGAGUUAUCCAAUGGAUAGGGUUAUCCAGCUUUUGAACAACUGGGCCCAGUUGUUGGAAGGCCGAUUAGUGCUUAACCCGGGGUUAAAUUUAACCCGUGUUUCUCUUUCUUGUGUUCAAAAGCAUUUUCUCGGAUAAUUUUCUCUGUUAUAUUUAGAGCUUUCAAUCAUCAACUUGUAGACAACAAAAAUUAAAACUGAAAUUCUUCUUAAGCUUUCAAGUCUGAAUUCAAAUCUCGCACUAACCCUGGGUUAUCUUAACCCGGCUUUGAACAACUCGGCCCAGGGGCUUGCUUGAUAUACUACUUGUGAGCUUGGAGAGUUGAAGAGCAAUUGCUCAUCUUUUCAUCAUGUUAAGCACCUGGACCAGACAAAGGCUUCAAGUUAGCCAUAGUGCUAAUUUGAAACAUUCAAAGUCCACGUGAAGACAACUUAUUGUCCUGUGAAAGCUGCAAAAUCAUAACAUCAAAAUCUCUGGAACAACGCUCGCUAGGGAUGUUGAACAAUUAUUGUGGUUUUGAUAUUGGGUGCUCUUAUGUGAGCGAACUAAUUAUGAAAGUGUCUACACGUGGAUGACACAUCCGCUUAUUGCAGUGCCAUAAUAUUAUUUGUCUCUUAUGCUAUGCAUAACGCACGAGUUAGAAAUGAAUUAUAGCCCAAUCAAGUCAAACCUAAAAAUGAAAAUGAAUAUUACAAAACAAAGACUUGUCAUAUGGACUGGAAAGAUCUUUCCAGUGGAAUGUUAUAUCAGGGUGUUGUUUUAUACAUUUUAAUUUAACAUCAAUGAAUAUUGUCCAAAGAGUUGACUUGCAGGGCUUGGUAUAUUGCAGUUUCAAUGUACAAGAAAAAAAUUGUUUGAAAUCAAUUCUUCAUAAAAAUAAUGAUUUAAGCAAAACAAUGUAAGUUGCGCGUGAAUUUGUGCAAAUGCUUUUGCAUUUCAAUGUUUCCUGAACUUGAUCAUUUUAGAUCCAUGGCAACGAAAAAAAUGUAAUUAAAAUGGAAAUAUACAUUUUUCUAAACAUAAUGGUCGUUUAGUUGUAAGCACUAUGCAUGUAGCUAUAAUUCCAAUAUUUUUACUCAGUAGAAGUCGGACAGUAGAAUCAAAAUGUUUGUAUUUGUACCUUUUGUUGUUGAGAGUUGUGUUUCAACAAUUUUUUUGUAACUACCUGUAUAUACUGUAUGUUUUAAAUUUAUUAUCCUUCACUUCCAUGGACAAAGAUGAAGGGGUUUUAUAUUUGACGUAAACUGAUCUCACACAGCAACCUCUUGAUCCUGCUGCUAUGUUUUUUAGUCGUCUAAAACAGUUGACAAGUAUAAGUAAUAGAGAGAUUUAGAAUCAGGUUUACAGCAAAUGGCAAAUGUCAGAUUUUAGUCGGAAAAUUCUUUCAAAAUAGGGAUUGAGCAGAUAAAAACAGACCAAAAUAAUUCUUAUUGAUGAAAAUGUUGUGGAAAUAUUGAUUUUUGUGUAGAUAUGAUGAAGAGAAGGCAGUAAGUUAAGGUAAAACUUGAUCAUGUGAUGCAAAUUGCCAUUUGCCGUUUGCCAUAAACAUAAUUCUAAAUCUCUCUAAUAACACAGUUCUUGUACUGCUAGCUGUGAGUCGCCAAGGUUUCAAAUACUGCACAUGGUUUAUUUCAUCCAAAAUGUACUGAAAUACAGAAGAUAAAAUUCAAAAUCUACGUAAAGAUAUCAACAGGAACUACAAUCAGUCAAGAAAUGUUAAAACAAACCGUAAAUAAGAAUAAUAUUCAACGAAAUGAAUUACGGCAACAAAUGAGAAUUCAACUUUUGAUCCUAGGGUUUAAAGGGUUAAAACAAACCGUAAAUAAGAAUAAUAUUCACGUACCCGUUGGUGUCUCUCAAGUUUUGCAACUAGUAGUAGUGAUCUUUCUGAUCAACGAUUGUUAUGUCAUGUCAUUAGUCGUGAUUAUAUCACACAUGAAUUUGUGUUAUACCGAAACAGUUCUGACCUCAGUUAUUAACUGAGGCUUACUCUGCUGUGCAUGUGUAAUGUACAAGUACUUAGGUGUUGAAUGCAUAUUUCUUGGAUGUUGUUUUACAGAUAUAGAAAAUUAGCUUUAAAAUGGCACCCUGACAAAAACCCAGAUAAUAAGGAGCAAGCCGAGGAAAAGUUCAAAUUGAUAUCAGAAGCUUAUGAUGUAUUGUCAGACAGUAAGUUGGAUAAACAUUUUGUUUUGUGUUAAAGUAAAUAAUAUUCUUUUAGUAACGAAAUUUGCAAACUGACAUGUUUGCAGUAAGCACUUUUUAAUGGAUUCCUUUUUUACUGCACGCCAAACCAGGGUGCUUGAGAGAAGAUUAUAUAGUCUCAAUGUCCUCUUGAAAACAAAAGAUUCUUAAGUUUUUUGCAAGUCUUUUCUUACUGUAAAAUAUUCUUGAAUCAAAUUGUGUAAGUUGGGAUAGUAGAUUAAAGAGCUGACCCUCUCAGUCCUGGAUAAUAUUAAGCUGCAAAUUUGUGACAGAGCAGGCAAGUUGAUUAAAUUUUCCUCCUAAAAUAAAACUUGUCUGGAAACUAGUUUUGGACAAAAUUCCUUCUUUGAUCUUCCCCGAAGAUCAGGGGAUAAAUGUGGGCUCAUUUUCCCACACUACGGUUGGUAAUUGAGCCAACCAAAUUCCUAGAGAUUUUGGUUGAAUGUGUUGUACCCAGUGCACAAUGCACCUUUUAUAAAUUUUUUACUGACUACCCCUCCCCCCCAUGGGAUGUGACAUAGAAUGAGUUACACUAGCUCUGUUGUGCACACUGCCACACAAAAUAGGAAGUGCAAUAGUGCUGCGCGCAGUUACGAUUUAUAGACCCGAAACUCAGACAAACAAACAGAAAUUAACAUCGGCGACUUCAUCACUUUUGUCUGACUUUUGUCAUGAAAAUGAGAAAAAUGACAAAACUCAGACAAAAUAUUGUCACUCAUACGUCAUUUGUGCGCUACGCUAUUGAAACCUCUACUUACUUCUUCUAUCAUAGAACAGAAACGAGAUGUCUAUGACAGAUAUGGGAAAGAAGGAUUAACAGGAGGUAAGACAAAGAAAGAUUAAUAGAAAGUGAUCUGGCCGUGAUAAAAGUGAUUUUGAGAACACUUUGUCUUGUUUUUGCUACAAGCUUGUAGUUAUUUGCUUUGCUUUGGUGCAGUUUUCCCACCUGUAAGAAUAAUAUAGUAAGUACUGUUUAAAAAAAUGAACAGGAGUGUAUUAUCAGGGUUAAAAACUCGAGGUGAAACCAGGAGUUGUUACAUCUGAUAAUAGAUGACUGCUCGUUUUUUGAUUGGAUUCAAAAAAUCUGCCAUAUAGAUCAACUCAUUCUUGCACUAAUAUUUAGAUUUGGGUUUAUAUUGGUCUAAAACAUUGGUCAUAAAGUUUAGCCAUGUCUUUAUGUUAUAAAGACACUGAUUAAACAUCAAAUUCUUUUGUUUUUUCUUUGUGAAUUAUUAAUGAGUUUUUGGGGGUAUAUGCCUCUGAAGCAAAAUAUUAUAUACAUAGAAUGAAAAAGUAAGGUAAGGCUGAUUGGACAGCUAGGGAUUGGUAGUUAAUUUGUCCAAUAUUUUGACUAGUCAAAACUAGUCUUCAUCAAGGAUACUAAUCUGGUCUGUCCUGCAUGACCAUCAGGGAUUAAGUUUGUAGUGCAAUGCACUAAAAAAUUUUUGUCAUUCUUUUAAAAAUAUAAUUAUGGUCAAUUAUGUAUCCUUUAGCUGGGGGUGGCGGUCCCAGUGCUGGUGGCUUUCCUGAAUUUAACUUUCAUUUCCGUGACCCAGAUGAAAUAUUUAGGUAAGUUGCUAAUGCUUUACAAGACCUAAGUAAUAUGCCAAUGAAGAUCCUUAAGGAGAUUAUGUCCUAAAUUUGGGCUUUUAAGACAAGUUUAUCAAACAGUAGAAGGACUGCAAGAGUGAAACUGUACAUUGUUCAUCGUAAACCACAGGGCCUUUCAAACUGAUCCAACUUAAACCCACCCAUAACUCGAACUUUUGCUAAAUUGAGUCUUGUGGUACUUGAGCCAAAACAGAGUCCCAUGGAUUUUCCUCAUACUUUUAUUUCAAUUUUACCCUUGGUAACUCAAACCCUUGAUAAUUCAAACUUUCGAAUCUGCAAACUUGAAGUGACUUUUUUCCCCUUGAUAACUUGAACUAUUUUUUAAGGGUGUGACUGGUUGGAAAAAAAUUGUAAUUGCUAAAACAUUACUAAGUGUGCUGUCAAACUUCUUGUAACACUGAACAAACUCCUGGGUUCAGUUUCUUCAAGUGUAUUUAAGCAUGAAGACUAGAUCUGUUUUACAAUGUUUCUCUCACAUCACUUUUAAUUCUCUUCACUCGUGCACCAAGCACAUGUUUUCUGUUAAGUCGCACUACGUCAUACAGGGUUUCCAGUCCCAGUUGAGCAUGAUGCCUGGCACUAAAUUACAUAACGAAUAUAUCUUGAGGACUAAACACUUACACUCCUCACAACUAACACUAAGCUAUUGAAUGAAAGUGACAUUCAAGGUGAAUUUGGCCCGGCAACAAUAGGGCUAUUUAUACAAGGAAAAAUAAGACACGUCCUUAAUAAGACGCAAACUAUCUCGAAUAAAUGGCACAUUAACACGCAACUUAGCUAAGGUGCGUCUUUUCGAAGAAUAGGUGUUAUGGGCUGUUCUUAGAUAAGACAUGUCUUAGCUAAAUUUCAAACGAAGUGUGCCAUUUAUACAGGAUAGUUUGCCUCUUAUUUAGGAUGCGUCUUAUAUAAGACAGGUGUUGUUUUUCCUCGCACAAAUGGCCCUAUAAUAUUCUUGAAUAUGAGGAUGGAGCUGUCAUAAGCCAACACCAAAACGCCGUGAAAACAGAAACUGUGCUAUGCCAUUGACAUGUGACUGACAUAUUAUAGCUUUUUAUGGAGCUGUUGUUGAUCGUUACACAUCUACCGUGGAACAGCUUUCCAAAAUACUACAAUGUAAAUGGGAAUGGAUCUGCUUAUCAGCAUAGUCAGGGCCUUUUAACAAACUACUUCUCAAAACCGCAAAAUACAUGCUCUACUUACAUGUAAGACUUUGUUUUGUAACUUUGGGUUCAGAUUCAUAAAAUAAAUCUGAUCUACAAGUCAUACUUGUUCCGUUUUCAUUUGAGAUUAGUACAUGUGAUUAAAAUGUUCACUGAAUAGUUAAAACUAUAUUUUCCUAAUUUUCAGUCCUUUACUCCAAACACCUGAUUACUCAGUUUUCUUUCUUUCCUUGAAGGUUUGAGUUUUUGGGAGUCCACUGUAUUUACAGUGUACUACAGCUGUAUGUAGGCAAAUGUAAAAAACAAAAACAAAUGAUACUUGUAAUUAGCUUACAUAUAUUCAGUAAAAAAGAUGUAUUGAACACUUAAGCACAAGUCUUAAAUAUCAUAAGAUUAUCUUAACCAGUUGAUAGUUGAUAUCACUUUAUUUGUAUUUUUUCUGUAUAAAUAGUAUAUUUUUCUGCAUUGAUGGUGAACCAUUAACAACCCUUACCCUUUGUUCAACAGAGAAUUUUUUCAGCAUGAUUCCAUGUUUGACAGUUUCUUUGGUAAGGUUGAGUUAUUGUUGUCAAUAAGUCUAGCUUUCCUUGGUUAGAGUAAUGAAGCUUUUGAAGUGUUUGAUGAUGUUAAAAAGGAUUGUUUUAUAAAUAUUAUUUACAACUGCAGAAAUGUGCCAAGAUCAUAUUUCUGGGGUAAAGUAAACCUCUAAAGCUAAUAUUGGCCAUCACGCCUGCAGCUUGAAUUUUUCACAUGAGCAGAAAAAAAGAAAAUGAUGUUUGUAUAACAAUCCGUGCUUUUUAGUCAGUCAGCUGCAAGAAAUAUGAGUUGUAGUGAGGUUUAAAUGUCCACCAGACCAUGUUUGAAAUAAAUGCAGUGGUAUUUGUUUGCAUUUACACUGUGGAACUGCAUAAAAUGUAACAGUCUUUUAUAUGAUGCAUGUUUGAUACUGUUUACAUAUGAUAUUCAGUUUCACACCUUUUUUUGAAAAACCAGGCAACCGAAACCGAAGCCAGGGCCGGAUGAGACCGAGUGACCCAUUUGCAAGUUUCCCUGGUUUUAGCUUUUCUUCCAGUUUUGGAUUUGGUAAUGGUUUUGGCAGUGAUCCCUUUGGUUCAAACAGGUACAGAAAAUGUUUCCCUGACUUCUGACACCAUUGUAACUUUACCAGCAGAAAGUACUCUGGACAGAAAAGGAUAAACACAAUGUCUAAUUUUGCUCCCUCAGUCGAACAUUGUAUUGUUUUAAAUCUUAACUUUUAUCUCAAAGUCUGGCAUUUUUAAGCACUCUAGCUUUUGGAGUACAUUAUUUUAUUCAUUAAUUUUCUUACUUUUUUCUUCCAAUCAAUGCUACCUAUCUGUUACUCUGGAUCCAUACUUAAGUACAUGUACAUUUUAUUCUUGAUGCGUGCCAUUCUUGAUUUGUAACAUUCACUUUUUUUAAUUUCUCACUGUUAGCUUUACAUCAUUCCAAAGUUUCAGUCAUGGUGGUGGUGGUGGUGGAAGUCGUGGAGGUAAGUCACUGGAUUUUUCUUUUAAUAAUACAGUCAACUCUCUCUUAACGGACACCUUUAUAAGACGGACACCUCUGUAAAACAGACACCUAGAGUAGGUCCUUGCCUUUCUUUACUCCCUUUAUUUGACUCUCUAUAAGAUGGACACCUCUCUAAGAUGGACAGCUGGUGCCGGUCCCAAAGGUGUCCGUCUUAGAGAGAGUUGACUGUAAUUAUUUUUACAGUCAUAUCUUUUCCUGAAUCAUGGCGACCUUUUCUGAGAAACCUCUUAACAUUUGAAUGCCCAUUAAAAAUAUUUUUCUUGUUUGCAAAUCAAAGCUGAUUGUGAGAAUCUUGAUUCCAAUAUUAGUAAGGCUGUGAUUAUAGAGGUGAUGUAAAGCUAUAGAUUUCCUUAUGCUGUACUAAAGAGUCGUUAGCCUUGUACAGGUCAAUAGCAUGAUAUUUUCAUAAUCUGCAUUUUUUUCUUCCUUAGGGAAUUUUAAAUCAACAUCAACGUCAACAAAAAUUGUAGAUGGAAAGAAAAUAACAACCAAAAAGUAAGAUCUUACAUUUUUUAUAUCUAACCUCUCUAACAGACAGUUUAUAAUGUUCUGGUUAAAUGUUAUCCAUCCAAGGUUCAAUUUUUUUUAUUUUCCAAACUCAUUGGUAGUCUUUUCAGUAGAGCCUAGAUAAGCCAAGAAAUAUUUCCCACGUAACAAAAAUUAAGAUUGAUUGACAUGUCUCGCCUUUCUCAAAGCUCAAGAAACUGCAAAACAGCAAGUCAGCUAAGUCGGUCAUAAGGAUGGUUUUCAAGUCGCUUGAAACUUUCUUGAAUCGUUUCAACUUUCCGACUUUAAUGAGAUGCAAAGCAAAGUUACUUGAGAUUUUACUUAAACCUUCCACACAUGCAUUUUUGGUUAAGUAAAACUUAGCGGCUCUUAAGUCUUACUUAGCAGCCUAGUGUAAAGACAACCAUUAUCUCAUAUUAUUGAAAACAAAGCCAAAGGAACAAUGGACAUUACAAAAUUUACUUUCAUGUACACAUGUAUCAAGCUGUCUUAGACAAAAGGCCUGACCUUUUUUACAUUCUUUUUUAACCCUCUUGAGUUGUUCAUUUAGUUGCCAGGAUCACAUUCAUUUUCAUCAAAGAAUAUAUUUUUAUGGCGAAAAAAGAUUUGGGCAAUACUAAAUGAUCGAGAUGGCUUAUGUUUUAUGCUCUGGUAGCAUGUAAAAGAAAAACAUUUCUGAGACCUCAGAAAGUUACUGCAUCUUGAUACAGAUUUGACUAUAUCCUGAGACUGUACUUUUGAAACUAUUGAAAUAGGAAUACUCCUGGAACUGGUAGAAGGAUGAUCAUGAGUUCCAGGUAUAAAAACUCUGUGUGUUACAUGCAGGAUUUUCAUUUCAUUUCAUUUCAUUUAAUAGGACUGUUGAGAAUGGCAAAGAAACUGUUGAGGAAUGGGAAAAUGACGUUUUAAAGCGGCGGAUUGUAGAUGGCACCCUUCAACUCACAAACUAAUAAAAUAGUUACACUAAUAAUUAAGAUUACGAAAUAAAUAAUAGUAUAAGAAUGGUGAGAUGUGCAGAGUAAAGCAAAGUCUCCUGGUAAGUAUUCCAUUUUUUUCUUAGACCGAGGUGGUGAAUGAUCAAAUAUCAGAUAUCAAAUAUCAACCAUGAGACUUGCCAAGAAGCUCUGCGGAGACCCUAGUUUGAAACUCUAAGCUGCUAGAUUUUGUGUUGAAAAUUUCAUGACUGUAAAGUGGAAUGAAACACACAAGAAUGACUGAUGUCACAACUCAUUACAAACAUGGUUCGUACAAUCUCUUGAAAAUGUCUUGAAUUUUAGUAGUUGUCUUGAAAAGUCCUUGAUUUCAGUUAAGGUCCUUGAAAAGUACUUGAUUUCUUUAUUAGGUCUUGAAGAAUCCUUGAAAUUCGUUACCUUGUCUGAAAACAUGUUUUGUGCAUGAGCAAUAUCUUACUUCUGUUUCUUGAUUUUAAAUGCUGUUUCUGUACCUCAGGUGCAGCGUUGUUGUGGAAAGUAGUAUAAAAUAAUGUGAUCAACCGUGGCUGAAGAAGUAAAAAUCGUAAAUGACUUCAUGACGUGUUUUAGCCAAUAAGGUGUUCAAAACGAGGUCAAAGAAUGCCGAUUUACUGAAUAAAUCGUAGUCCUUGAAAACUGUAAUUUGUCCUUGAAAAGUCUUUUAAAAUUCCUUGAAAUUUGUUUGUCUAAAGUUGUGGGAACCAUGUACAAAAGCUGCUGAGAUUUCUUGAUUGGAUCAAAGGUUGACUGAGACCAAUGACUUACUGGGUAACGUUUUGCACUCUUUCAAAAUAAUGGAAGCUCAGCAGUGUAAAGGAACUGUGAUUUAUUUUAUAUAGUUUAAUCGUUAAGUUACUAAUUAAAAAAUAUAUUUUCCUACGCAGACUUUCUUAGGGUUUUGUCACACGAAAUGAACGUGUGGUGAAACCUUACACCAUACCUAAACCUAACGUUAAAUCAUAGAGGUAGCUAUGAGAUCAGAAAGCCUGCCUUUCUCUAAAUUCUGGGCUGGAUCUUUUCUUUCUCUAUUAACCAUAAAUACGUGUGUGUUAAUUUUAGUGGGAGGAGCUGAGUAAACACACAAUUUGCACUCUAAUGAAUAAUUUGGUUUGAACUUUUCAAACAUUUUGUAUGGUUACAGAAUCAUUCUGAUCCUCUUGGCAAUUUUUUAAUACCACUUUGUAGUUUUUCCAUGGCAAGCCUCCAAAUGCCUCUUUGUCAUUUUAUAUGCUUUCAGUCGUUUAAGCAUUGAUGUAACUAAAUUCAAUUUAAUAUCCUGCCCAUAUAAACCUUCCUUAACAAGGAGAAGAUAGGCUGAAACUAUGCCGCCAUAAUUUCUUCCUUUUUCUUGGAGUUGCAUUUUCCAAAUAUGCUGCCAUUUUUGUGUCAGAUUUAGGGGCUGUUUGCAUUGGGGAAGAUCCCCAUGGUAGGAAGAUCCUAAAAAGUGGAUCAUCGCAGCGACAUACAAUGUUUGUCUUCAGUUUACGUGCUAAAGAUUGUACUUGGUCCGGAACACUUUAUGUUUCUGGGAAACUGCCCACCCACCCCUCCCCUAAGCUAACAUUAACACUUACUUCUCACUUAAGACAAAACAACGGCUUAGGAGAGGGGUAGGUGGGUAUUUUCCAAGCCCUUGGUCCUAGCGUCGUUCUACUCUACAGGAGCUGCUUCUCUCAGUUUAAACAAGCCAUAGUUUCGGAGCAUUUAAACUUGUUCCCAGGUUCCUGUUCCUAAAGCGCUUUAGGGGAUGAAAAGAAGGGAGGGUCUGGGAAUGAGGGUGCAAAAUAGUGUCAUUAUUCUCAAAGUUUCACACUUAGUGUGUCAAGAAUCAAUUAAAGAAAAAUUGUUUUUUUAUUAAAAAAAAUACAUAUAUUUUAGGAAUCGUACCAUAAGAAAGGCUUGCUCAGUAUAGAGGUUUUAUUU